UGCCCUUUGGUUCCAUGUUUUGUUUUCAUUUCUCAGACACUGAGGACCCUCUCUCUUUCUUCUGCAUCAGCAGCACUGCACUAAGUGAACAAAUCUCUGAGUUUCCAAUGUGAAGAGAGCAACGAACAUGGCUCAAAUGGCUGCGAGGAUCCUCGGUUGCAAGUGUAAACCGCUGGUUGCGCUCCGCAAAUGGCGCUGCUCGUCGUACUCCUCCGCUUCCGCUGCGGCGGUGGCGGCGGAGAACACGGAGGUGAAGGAUUAUGCCGAUUACCGGAGGUCACUGUACGGACAGAUCACUCACAAGGCCCUUCUGGUUGACGCUGUUGGAACUCUUUUCAUCCCUUCUCAACCCAUGGCAGAGAUAUACAGGAAGAUUGGGGAGAAGUACGGUGUGGAGUAUUCGGAGGAUGAGAUACUGUAUAGAUACAGAAGAGCGUACGGUCAGCCUUGGGGUAAAUCUCGUCUCAGAUAUGUUAAUGAUGGUAGGCCGUUCUGGCAAUAUAUAGUUAGUUAUUCCACCGGCUGUUCAGAUCCUCAAUACUUUGAAGAACUUUAUAACUACUAUAUGACAGACAAGGCAUGGCACCUCUGUGAUCCAGGUGCAGAAGAAGCAUUCAAAACUCUUAGAGAAUCAGGUGUGAAAUUGGCUGUUGUGUCAAAUUUUGACACUCGAUUAAGACCUCUCCUGCGGGCAUUAAAUUGCGAUAGUUGGUUUGAUGCUGUAGCAGUGUCAGCUGAGGUUGCGGCAGAGAAGCCAAAUCCAACUAUAUUUCUUAAAGCAUGUGAACUAUUGGGUGUAAAACCUGAAGAUGCUGUUCAUGUUGGGGAUGAUCGCAGAAAUGAUAUAUGGGGUGCCAGAGAUGCAGGCUGUGAUGCUUGGCUUUGGGGCAGUGAUGUUUAUUCCUUUAAGGAGAUAGCACAGAGGAUUGGGGUCCAGAAUGCUUAGACAGCCCAUUUGCCACUGAAUUCCCUUCCCGAAAGAUAUGCUGUCAUUAUAAUGUAAGUGAAGUCAUCACCGAAAUAUUCAGUUUCGAUAAUAACAUUUUGGAAGCCACGAUCUUCGGCCAGUUUCAAGCCAUGGAGAAUGCCUCAUAUUCAGCCUGCAUAAUAGUGCAGCUACCCAAAAAAACCACAACACAAGCUUCCCAUUGAUCUCGGAUAAUUCUCCCACAGAAAGCCUUAGACAAAGUAUUAAACAAUGAUCUAUCCGGGUUGAUUUUAACUCAGCUUUGGCGAAGGAAUCCAUCCAACAUGUUUAGCUCCCUGUAAAAUCUGUGGACCCUUGUAAGCUAUAUAUACUUUUUGGGUACUUACAAUUUGAAUUCUUUUGACACCUGGGAUAUUAUUGGAAUGACUUUUAGAAUUAUUGUAUCAAAUUUCUGUCUUGG
Abrus precatorius (Indian licorice) is the source of this 1388-nucleotide messenger RNA. RefSeq names its product haloacid dehalogenase-like hydrolase domain-containing protein 3. NCBI's taxonomy places the organism in Eukaryota, Viridiplantae, Streptophyta, Magnoliopsida, Fabales, Fabaceae. The coding region runs from base 128 to 946 and encodes 272 amino acids. The record is from RefSeq and is a predicted model, not a curated record. The transcript is spliced from 7 exons.